AUGUAUUUCAAUCGCCUUGCCCACACAGCAUACCUCAGUCGACUGGGUUCUCGUAACAGCCUCAGAAUGGCUUCCACAAUUUUGGGAGCAUCAGGCCGCGAGUACAUCCAAGGCGAGGUUCUCCAGCGCGAUCCCAAGGAUAACAAAGCUCGCAUCUUCAAAGCCGGGUGCGGAAAUGAGUCUUUUGUCUUCAAGCACGUGUCUCAGCCCUUCUAUGAUCUGUCACAGCACCUCGCACUGGAGUUUGCAGGUUCUAGUCGGCUGCGGGUGCACGUGGAUGCCAACCAGGACGAGCGAAUCCUGGUGUAUCCAUACUUCAGGAACACGCUCCUUGCCUUGAUCAAAGAAGACCCAGACUUUCCUCCGGCAGAAAGGGUCAAAGUCCUGCGAGUUGUUGCGGAGGCGAUUCAAGAACUUCAUUCCAAAGACUGGAUCCACAACGAUGUGAAACCUGACAACAUCCUGGUGGACUGGGCCUGUGACGAAGAUGGCAACAAGACGGUCACCAAGGCGGCGCUCGGCGAUUUUGACAUUGCGCUCAAGCUGGAGGGUGCCAAGCCGCUAUACGGCCCUCAUGCCGUGGGUAAUGCCAUGUGGCGGAGCCCUGAAGCCCAGACCGGACGGGGCGUGACAAAGGCGUCUGACGUCUUUUCAUUUGGACUCGUAUGCAUCUAUGCUCUUGGAGGCGGCGACUUCCUGCUCCCGCACAACUACGAGGAGCUGGUGGAGCGAGGAAUUAGCCCAGAGCAGGAGAUCCUGACCAGACACUUUGCUUAUUUCGGGCCCGUGACCGAGGGGCUCCUGAAGCAAAUCGACAGCGAGGUUUGGUCCAGGGCUCUGAAGGCCGCGUCGAGGACGGGACAGCUCGCAGUGGAGGAUGACCCUUUGCUUAGGUUCGAGCGCUGGGGGGAGGGCCUGGGGCCCGCGGCUGUCGACAUGAUAUCCGGAAUGACAAGGCUUGACCCGGCCGCCAGGAUGACGAUGGAGCAGGUCCUAGAACAUCCUUGGUGGACGGAGGAGUAA
This is a messenger RNA of Thermothelomyces thermophilus ATCC 42464, 1023 nucleotides long. Its product is annotated as kinase-like protein. The transcript has 4 exons. NCBI's taxonomy places the organism in Eukaryota, Fungi, Ascomycota, Sordariomycetes, Sordariales, Chaetomiaceae. Gene Ontology annotation, molecular function: protein serine/threonine kinase activity; ATP binding. Gene Ontology annotation, biological process: protein phosphorylation; mitotic DNA damage checkpoint signaling. Gene Ontology annotation, cellular component: nucleus. The record is from RefSeq and is a predicted model, not a curated record. The coding region runs from base 1 to 1023 and encodes 340 amino acids.